GCACUGUGUAUGCAUGUUUGUUUGUUUGUUUGUUUGUAUAUUAAAUAAAAAAAGUAGCAGAGCGUAGGCGUAUGUAUUUGAUAAAGCAAACAAAAAGUAUAAAAAGGGCAAAAUAUUCUCUGCAUUAAUUAAAUUGAGCUGAUUAUUAUUAUUAUUGUGAGACUCAGUUUUUCAGGAAAAAAAAAAAGAAGAAGAGAAGAACAGAGAGGAUUAAUGAUGUGGGGCUGUGUAAAUGUAGGAGGCUUUAGAUCUGAUAUAUUAUUAUCAGCUCUAUAGCCUAAGCAGUUAUCGGCAACUGCACGCACACUCACAUCUUAAAAGACUAAAAGAACAAACAAUAUACCCCGAUAUAGUUGGACACUCACCUAAAAUAGUUUCUCUCUCCCUCUCCUUUCCUUUCACCUUUUCUCUUACUCCACCUUUGAAUCUCUACCAAAAAACAAAAACAAAAACUGGUUGAUCUGAUUGGUGACUUACUGGAGACUGCUGGUUUGGCUUAGCUUUUACUCAAUUGUGUUCAAUUAUUUGUUUUAUAAGACAGUGAAGCCUAAUUGGCAAUUACAAUUCCCUAAUAUUGUUGAAUUGUGUGGAUCUUUAUUCUCGUUUCGUCACAAGGAUUUAAAUUCAGGUGCUGUUACGUACCGAACCUGAGUUGAGAUCUCGGGGGUUUCGGAUGAUGCAAGUGUGUUUGUCAGUAACGAUCUUGCGGUGAAAGAUCUCCAGGAGAUUUGUUUUCAAUGUUUGUAGGAAUUGUCCGGAUUCAUGGUAACAUAUAUAGAAGUUUAUAUGUUAUGAUAGGUUAUGGUUUUCGCAGUUCUUGGAGAUUUGAGUUAACAUCAGUUAUUUAGCGGAUUCUGAAACUCAAUUUGGAUAUGAGAAGCCCUUGGUUCAAUAAACUCUCUCUCAUUUUGGGCCCUAGACCACCCUUUAGUUGGUUGCUGUUGUGUCUUAUUUGUCUGCUUGCAGUAAUUGCGAUCUUAGGAUCCACUUCUUCUAGUGCAUUUGAUUCUGCGACUAACACUCCGGUGCCUGAUAUUUAUUCAAAUUAUAGAAGAUUAAAGGAGCAAGCUGCGGUUGAUUAUUUGGAGCUUAGAACUCUCUCACUGGGAGCUACUCGUCAGAAAGAGUUGGGACUUUGUGGCAGAGAAAUAGAACAUUAUGUGCCUUGUUACAAUGUUUCAGCAAAUUUAUUGGCUGGGUUUAAAGAUGGAGAGGAGUUUGAUCGGCAUUGUGAAAUGUCAAGACCAACAUACCGGUGUUUGGUUCGCCCUCCAAAGGACUAUAAAAUCCCCUUAAGGUGGCCAGCCGGUAGAGAUGUGAUAUGGAGUGGAAAUGUGAAGCUUACCAAAGACCAAUUUCUUUCAUCCGGAAGCAUGACCAAAAGGUUGAUGUUACUGGAGGAGAAUCAAAUUGCUUUUCACUCGGAGGAUGGACUGAUCUUUGAUGGUGUCAAAGAUUAUUCUCGCCAGAUUGCAGAGAUGAUAGGUUUAGGAAGUGACUCUGAAUUCGUUCAAGCUGGUGUCCAAACAGUACUAGAUAUUGGUUGUGGCUUUGGUAGCUUUGGAGCUCAUUUAGUGUCUCUGAACUUAAUGGCUGUUUGUAUUGCUGCUUAUGAGGCAACUGGCAGCCAAGUUCAACUGGCCCUUGAGAGAGGUCUGCCAGCAAUGAUUGGCAAUUUCAAAUCUCGACAGCUUCCUUAUCCAUCAUUGUCGUUUGACAUGGUUCAUUGUGCUCAGUGUGGUAUUAUUUGGGAUGAAAAAGAUGGUAUGUUCCUCAUUGAAGUUGAUCGGGUGCUCAAGCCUGGAGGUUACUUUGUUUUGACUUCACCAAUGAGAAAACCACAUGGAAGCUCAUUGAACAUGAAGAAGAGGAGCACAGUGGAGCUAAUAGAAGAUUUAACUGAAAAAAUAUGCUGGAGUCUUCUAGCUCAGCAGGAUGAGACUUUCAUCUGGCAGAAAACUGUGGAUAUCCACUGCUACAAAUCUCGUAAGCUGGAUGCGCCAGCUCUUUGCAAUGAGGGGCAUGACACUCCAAUAUAUUAUCAACCCCUUGUCACAUGUAUUAGUGGGACCACCAGCAAACGCUGGAUCCCCAUUCAGAACAAGUCCUCAGGUUUCCAGUUGAGUCCAGAUGAGCUUCAAGUUCAUGGUGUUCAGCCUGAAGAUUUCUUUGAAGACUUGCAAGUUUGGAGAUCAGCUCUAAGAAACUAUUGGUCUUUGCUUACACCCUUAAUUUUCUCUGACCAUCCUAAGAGGCCAGGGGAUGAAGAUCCAUUACCUCCUUAUAACAUGAUACGGAACGUGAUGGACAUGAAUGCUCAUUAUGGGGGUCUAAAUACAGCAUUUCUGGAGGAAAGGAAAUCAGUGUGGGUGAUGAAUGUUGUACCUGUUCGGGCUCAUAAUACACUUCCUCUCAUUCUUGACCGAGGUUUUGCUGGUGUUUUGCAUGAUUGGUGUGAGCCCUUCCCCACAUACCCUCGAACCUAUGACAUGCUUCAUGCAAACGGGCUUCUUUCGCAUCUCAGUUCAGAGAGGUGCAGCAUGAUGGACCUACUAUUAGAAAUGGAUCGGAUACUGCGACCUGAGGGAUGGGUUGUUCUUUCUGAUAAAUUGGGAGCUAUCGAGAUGGCACGGGCCUUUGCUACACAGAUACACUGGGAAGCAAGAGUGAUCGACUUACAGAAUGGUAGUGACCAGCGGCUACUUGUUUGUCAGAAACCUUUUGUGAAAAAAUGAUUCUUUAGCAUCGGGGGUUUUCACCACCAUGGAAGUAUACAAUCUUUUUAGCUCCGGGUAUGAUCUUUCUGAUAGCAUCACCAUGUGACUUGUGUUCCACAACUAAACCCAGGGAAAGCAAAAACUGUAGAGUAAAAGGGAGGCUGGCCGCAGAAGUAGCCUUGGCAGCAUGCAAUUUUUUUGUCAAAGCAUUUGUAGUAAUUCAUUCAUCAUUUUUUCUUUUUGCAAAUUCUUUGACCGGUAAUCUCUUUCUCUUAUCUGUUUCUUUUUUCUUUUUUAUAUAUCAGACACUGUCUCUGUACUGGACAAUUACUGUUUUCAAGAGACAACUGACAGGCCACGAAAUGAUAGUUAUACAUUAUAUUCUC
Ricinus communis (castor bean) is the source of this 3103-nucleotide messenger RNA. Its product is annotated as probable methyltransferase PMT5. The transcript is spliced from 10 exons. Gene Ontology annotation, molecular function: methyltransferase activity. Gene Ontology annotation, cellular component: cytoplasm. The coding region runs from base 873 to 2735 and encodes 620 amino acids. Lineage: Eukaryota; Viridiplantae; Streptophyta; Magnoliopsida; Malpighiales; Euphorbiaceae. The record is from RefSeq and is a predicted model, not a curated record.